GAAUGCUCUUCAAUCAGCCUAAUUCUCAUUAUAACUAUUAAAAAACAGAAAAACUUCUAAAUUAUUUGAGUCUGCUAAAAAUUUAGAUAGGCUUGUUGAACGGAAACCGGUUGUAAUUGUCAUGGCGCAUUGGGUUGCCUAUAUCUAGUCAAUAGCUGAGAAUAUCUGCAAUGAGGCACUUCUCAUUGUGUCCAUCGGUAUACAGGUGCCUUACAAGUGUUAUAUACCAAGGCACAAACAAUAUGCUACUUUUUUUUAGGCUUAGCGGACGUGGUAUCGGAGCCAAUACCAGAAAGGAUCUCCUUUCACAGGAUGUAGCUGUUCUAUGGCUCUGUAAUAAAGGUUUCAUGAGAUAGAUUCUGGGCAUUCCGUAUAGCAUGAGACGGUGUCUAGUCUCUUUUACAUGUUCUUCUCUCUUGCAACCAUGGGUUGAGAAGAAAGCCUUCUCUGAGGGUAAAGUUAUUCAUGCCCAUUUCAAUGAGGAAGUUCAAAGUUGUGCCAAAUACAUUUGUAAGGAAAACCCUACUCUACAUGUAUGUCAAAUUUGGCAGUUUAGCUGAUGCACGUAAAGUGUUCGACGAAAUGCCUGAACGAGACGUCUACUCAUGGACUGCUAUGAUUGCUGGUUAUUCCAGACAUGGAAUUGCCUACGAAGCAUUGGCUCUGUUUCGCCGAAUGAGAGAAACAAGUGUUUCACCCAAUCAUUUCACAUUUGCUAGUGUUCUUUCGGUAUGUGCGAAAUUGGCAGCAUUGGAAGAAGGCAUUGAAAUCCAUGAAGAAAUAAAUAGAAGGGCGUUAAAUUCAGAUGUCUGUUUGGGAAACUGCAUUAUAGACAUGUAUGCAAAAUGUGGGAGUGUUCAGAAAGCACGCAAUGUGUUUGACAAAAUGCCGCAGCUUGACGUGGUCUCCUGGAACACUAUGAUUGCCGGAUACGCUUCUAAUGGUUUUGUCUUUGAUGCUCUUAAGCUUUUUCUUAAAAUGCCUGAACCAGAUUUAAUCUCGUGGAAUACAAUGAUCGCUGGUUUUGCACAGAAUGGAUUUCUUGACGAGGCCGUUGAUCUUUUUGAGAAAAUGCCCAAGCCAAAUGUAGUAUCCUGGAAUACAAUGAUUGCAGGUUAUGUACAGAGUGGACGAGGUGAAGACGCCUUGAAGCUAUUUCAUCGAAUGCAAUUGGCGGGUGAAGAACCCAACUUGAAAACUUUUGCCAGUCUUUUUCAAGCAUGCGCCGCGUCUAGAGCCCUGGAAGAGGGGAUGGCGAUUCAUGGACAAGUAAUUCAAAGUAGGUUAAAACUUGAUGAAUUUGUUGAGAGUGCCCUUAUAGAUAUGUAUGCAAAAUGCGGGAGAAUAGAGAAGGCACGUGCGCUGUUUGAUAAAAUGGCUCAGAGAAGUUCUGUUUCCUGGAACACAUUGAUUGCAGGGUAUGUGCAGAGUGAAAGUAUGGAUGAGGCUCUGGAGCUCUUUGGUGAAAUGCCUCAACCAGAUGUUGUCUCAUGGACAACUUUGAUUGGGGGAUACAUGCAAAAUAGUCAAGUAGACGAGGCACUGAAGCUCUUUAAGGAAAUGCCCGAGCGAGAUACAACCACCUGGACUGCAAUGAUUGCAGGAUAUGUGCUUAAUGGGAAAAGUGUGGAAGCCCUGAGUCUUUUUCAACAAAUGCAGUAUGCUGGUGUGAAGCUUGGGUUACAGACUUAUACAAAUAUCCUCCCAGCAUGUGCCAGCUUAGCAGCUCUGGAACAAGGUAUAGAAAUACAUGAAGAGAUAGUGAGAAGGGGAUUCCACUCUAAUGUUGUUGUGGCUAAUGCCCUAUUAGAUAUGUAUUCGAAAUGUGGGAGUAUAGAAAGGGCACAGCAAAUAUUUGAUAAUAUGAUCCAGAAGAAUGUAAUCUCCUGGACAGCAAUGAUUGCAGGAUAUGGCAUGCAUGGCCGUUGCAAGGAGGGACUUGAUCUUUUUGAAAAAAUGCAUCGCUCUGGUGUGAAGCCAGAUGAUGUCACCUUAGUUUGUAUUCUAUCUGCUUGUUGCCAUGGCGGCCUAGUGGAUGAGGGCCUCAAAUAUUUUGACUGCAUGACAAAAUUUUAUCACAUCACACCUGUAAUAGAACACUAUGUUUGCAUGGUCGACCUUCUUGGCCGUGCUGGGCGCAUUGAUGAGGCACAUGAUUUUAUAAACAAAAUGCCCAUAAAACCUGAUGCUACUUUAUGGAGAUGCUUUCUUGGUGCCUGUAGAAUGCAUAACAAUAUAGAGCUAGGAGAAUAUGCAGCACAACGCCUUGCUGAGUUGGACCCUCAAAAUGCUGCACCUUAUGUGCUGCUAUCAAACAUUUAUGCUUCAGUUGGCAGGUGGGAUGACACUAAAAAUGUGCGAAAAAUUAUGAAAAAUAGGAUAAUAAAAAAGAUGCCUGGAUGUAGCUGGAUUGAGAUCAAUAAAAAAAUGCAUACCUUUCUUGCAGAAGACAUUUCAUGAUUUCACUCAUAAGUCGUUUCUGAAGAGUUUCAAAGAUUGUCUAUGCAGACAGGGACUGUUGUAGAUUUUCUUGACGAGUUUCUUGCAGAAGAUAUUUCAUGAUUUCAAUCAUAAGUCAUGGCGAUAAUAAUUGUCUAAAUUAUAAUGACAAUUAUAGUGAGAUUGGAUUCUCAAAAGUUGAUGAACAGAGGCAUGCACAUUGGUUUCUCAUUUCCGGAGUAUUUGCCUAUGCUGAAGUCGCGAGAGAGAUUCCCGUCGACUCAGAGGUUGCGACCAGAGUUGACGUUCGAGGACAGAGCUGCCAUUGAGGGUAUGGGCCUGUGAUAUAUUAUGUAUGUGCCUGAGUUUCGGGCAAACAUGGGGUUGCUAACUGCGCUGGUUGAGAGAUGGCACUCAGAGACAUGUACGUUCCAUUUGCCGAUGGGUGAGAUGACAGUCACCUUGGAGGAUGUUUACAGGAUUCUGCGGAUACUGAUCGAUGGGGAGCCGAUACCCUAUGAUCGAGAGGGAGACAGGGAUGCACUAAGACGAGUGUUCCAAGAUCCAGGAUUGGAGAUGAGGGUGGGACAUGUGGCGUGGGACACGAUGACAUGGACAGGAUUAGCAUUACCAACAGUACUAGCGGUAGUGAUUAGUGGGUUCC
Molecule: messenger RNA, 3103 nt
Organism: Cryptomeria japonica (Japanese cedar)
Lineage: Eukaryota; Viridiplantae; Streptophyta; Pinopsida; Cupressales; Cupressaceae
Product: pentatricopeptide repeat-containing protein At4g02750
Exons: 3
Coding region: 466-2460 (664 amino acids)
Biological process (GO): RNA modification
Molecular function (GO): RNA binding; protein binding
Source: RefSeq, a predicted model, not a curated record